Molecule: messenger RNA, 174 nt
Organism: Lymnaea stagnalis (great pond snail)
Lineage: Eukaryota; Metazoa; Mollusca; Gastropoda; Lymnaeidae
Source: the annotation of a GenBank genome assembly
UCCAGGCCACUACUGUUUGUCGGUCCAACUGGGACGGGUAAAAGUGCCUACGUGUCCAAGAAAAUGAUGAGCGAUCUUCCCCAAGACAAGUACAUAGGAUCUAUCAUUACCUUCUCUGCUCAGAGCAGUGCUAAUCAGACCCAGGUGAGAGCAGUGCUAAUAAGACCGAAGUGA